Molecule: messenger RNA, 2127 nt
Organism: Beta vulgaris subsp. vulgaris (sugar beet)
Lineage: Eukaryota; Viridiplantae; Streptophyta; Magnoliopsida; Caryophyllales; Amaranthaceae
Exons: 2
Coding region: 1-2127 (708 amino acids)
Molecular function (GO): RNA-DNA hybrid ribonuclease activity; nucleic acid binding
Source: RefSeq, a predicted model, not a curated record
AUGGCAGCGCUCAAAAUUGACAUGAAUAAGGCGUAUGACCGGGUUAAUUGGAGGUUUCUUUUAAAGGUUCUUCAGGCAUACGACCUUCCUGGACAAUGGAUUAAAUUGAUUAGUCAAUGUAUAUCCACAGUUACCUAUCGCAUUUUGAUCAACGGACAAAUUACGGAGGCUUUUCCAUCCACUUGUGGUCUCCGCCAGGGUGAUCCACUUUCUCCCUAUUUGUUUCUAUUCUGUAUGGAUAUCCUGUCCCGCAUGUUAACACUGGCUACUGAUCUUCGUCAUUUCGAUGGCUUUCGGGCCCACAGGUACGCGCCUUCUAUCUCCCAUCUGUUUUUUGCUGACGAUGCUCUUCUUUUCUUUAAAGCCUCAACUACGUCAUGCACGGCAAUUUCCAAUCUUCUGGGUCGCUUUUGUCAUAUUUCUGGGCAAAUGAUCAACCUCCGUAAAUCUUAUGUAAAAUUUAGCCCCAAUAUUCCUGAGAAUCGUGUCCUUGAAUAUAAAGGUCUCCUGCAGUUGGACUCGACAAAGUCUUUGGGUACAUAUCUUGGUGCUCCUGUGGAUAUUCAAGGGAAGAAAACUCAACAUUUUACCUUUCUACUGGAUAACAUUACGCAACGCAUCACAUCCUGGAGUCAUCUCCCUCUAUCACAAGCGGCGAAAUUGAUCCUCAUAAAUUCCAUACUUUUGGCUUCUAUCGCUCACAUCCUAUCGGUCUUCUUGAUUCCCAGAACCAUAGCAAACAAGGUAGAUGCAAUGCUUACUCGAUUUUUCUGGUCUACCAAUUCUGGUAAAGGGAUUGCUUGGCGAAGCAAGGACAUAUUACAUUUGCCCAAGGGUGCUGGUGGCCUAGGGUUGCGUAGUAUUACUUUGCACAAUCGCUCUCUAUUGAUUAAGAAAGUUUGGCGUCUGCAUCGGAAUCCCAAUCUUCUUAUAAGCAAAAUUUUUUGUUCGAUUCCACGGGCUAAUGCAAUUACACUAACUAAGCUUCGGCCUUUACGAGGACAAUGCUCUUGGGGUGCUCGAGGGCUGCAUCAAGCUGAGAAGGUUCUCUUAACAAAUUAUGUUUGGAAAAUUGGUUCUAAUUCAGGUCUACUUGCGGGAAAGGAGCGAUGGGUCAAUGGGGCGAUUCCCCUAUUUCGGGAAGAUGUUCCUCUUAGGACUGUUGCUUUGACGACAGUGGCAUCACUUUUGUUGCCUCAACACCAAGGUUGGAAUGUGCCUCGUCUCUGUGAGCUUUUUCAGUCCUCUACAGUUCGCACUAUUCGUGGAUUAGAGAUUCCACGGUUCAAUUCUCCUUCUAACAGUCUUCUUUGGCCUUUCACAACAUCUGGCCAAUAUACCACUAAAUCUGGGUACUUUUUCCUCUCUCGAAAUACAUAUAUCUGUAGCAUGAACGUCCCUCUAAAUUUGAACUUUUUUCGAAUUUCAUGGGGACUGCGCAUCAUGCCUAAAUGGAAGAUUUUCCUUUGGAAACUUUGCCACAAUGGGAUAGCGACAUCCGCCAAUCUCUCCUCGCGGGGUCUUGCAAUAUCUGAUACUUGUCCACAGUGUAACAUGGCACCUGAAACAUCCCAACACAUUUUCAGGAGUUGUCACUUGGCUACCAUUUUAUGGCAAUCAGGCCAACUGGGUAUUCAUUCAAAUUCAAAUCCUGAUGUUGCUUUCCAAGACUGGCUUAUUGCCUGGGUCCAUUAUUUCUACCAACAUGAUGGCUAUCAUGGUGCUCGUCUGCCGAUAUUUGUGGCCACCUUAUGGGGCAUUUGGCAGGGUAUUGCAUGGGUAGUUGACCAUAUUUCAAGCCACACUAGGGAAGGUCAAGGCAGUUGCAUUAUCGCUCCUUCGGCUCUAUCUGCUGAAGCCAAAGCUUGUUUGGAAGCUUUGAUUUGGGCUCAAGGACAUGGUCUUCGUCACAUCAUGGUAUAUACGGACUGUGAACUGCUGGUCCAGGGUUUACGGCAUCAAGGCACCCAACCAAUUUCAAUUGCUUGGACCCUGGACGACAUUCGAUCCAUUGGACAACAGUUUCAAUGGUGUAGGAUUACAAAGGUUUCUCGUCUACUAGUUCAGCAGGCUCAUGAUCUGGCUACUCAUAUACGGAAAGGCCAAAUUCCGUUUACGGCAUUUUAG